This is a messenger RNA of Aspergillus luchuensis, 333 nucleotides long. RefSeq lists its product as uncharacterized. Lineage: Eukaryota; Fungi; Ascomycota; Eurotiomycetes; Eurotiales; Aspergillaceae. Bases 1 to 333 code for a protein of 110 amino acids. The record is from RefSeq and is a predicted model, not a curated record. The transcript has 2 exons.
AUGCAAUAUAGAGUCUAUGAGUGUGCUGCUGAUGAUUCAAGUUUCUCUUUGGCCUUUGGGCCGACCUCGAUGGACACCAAAGUCCGAAUGAAAACACAAAGCAUCCUCCGUGGACCACUUAGAUGGCAGUAUGAUGAUGACGAGCCAGUCUCUCCGAUGAUCUGUCUUCUCUGUUGCCUGCGUGCAACGAAAGGAGAUUCUUACAGCCCACAGACCCAGUUUUUAAAGACUCUGCUAAGCCACCAGGAAGGACCCAUUAGGUUGAGACUAUCGAGGUCACCAAACAUGCCUAUCAAGACACCCUGUGUUAAGGAAGAGUCGACCUUGAGGUAA